Molecule: messenger RNA, 1108 nt
Organism: Selaginella moellendorffii
Lineage: Eukaryota; Viridiplantae; Streptophyta; Lycopodiopsida; Selaginellales; Selaginellaceae
Exons: 6
Coding region: 22-747 (241 amino acids)
Source: RefSeq, a predicted model, not a curated record
GCCGCCAAGAAGGGGGUGGGGAUGCUGUUCAAUGCCACCAAGACUGGAUUCGCGGCGCUCUCUCAGGGCAUCCAUAUGGUGCGCAAGGGCUACGCCGAUAAGCACGAGACCGGCGUGCUCGAGGAUCUUCGCAAGACUGGGAAAUCGCCCGUGGAGCAUUUGUUUGACGCGUUGAGGAGAGUGUACUACCUUUACCUGGCCGGAUACAAGAACGAGCUUGCUGCCGCUGGUCGCUACACGGGAAAGAGAAUGAUUGAUAUAGAGCGCAGCAGCAUUCCACUCGACGCCGUUCUAGUCAUGAGCCAGUCAGUGUGCUCCGAGGCGCUCAAGUUUGGCGACUUCGAGAAAGGCAUUUUUACGCGGAGCAUUCAAGACUAUAGGAACAAGUCAAGGAUGGGAAAAGAUCACUAUGACCGAGACACUCUCAUCCAUGACGUCUACUAUUCUCUCCUCUUGGCAUCUGAGGCCUGUGGAUCGGACUGGAGCGAGCUAGAACAGAUGUACAGAGAGGCUGUAACGCGAGUAGUAGACCAUGCCGAGAGGACAACAGACCCGACCCUUGCAGACGUUGUGGAGACAAGGAAAACAAAAGCAGCCAAGACGCUGUUUAGAUUCAUGACUGAGAUCAAGAACCUGGCACAAGAAGCCGAGCGCGAGAGGGAAAAGGCAGUCAAGGCUGCGGAGGACACAAUGAAACUGGAGGAGGAGAGAUUGAAGAAGAUAAAUGCUGGAGAAAGGCCUCCUUAACAGUGGCAGCGGCUACCACUAUAGUACACUACAGGUUCCCAAGCAAAUAGUUUCUCAUGCUUUCUAGGAACAUUAUGGCAUCUCCAUUUCUUAUUGCAUACAAGGCGUGCCACUUCCAUAUUAUUUCAAGGCGGCUCUGGAAUUCUCAAGCCCCGGUUUCAUGAGCGUGAAGGCCUGCGCGGUGUCACUGUGGGUGAUCGGAGUUCCAAUGCCGGUGUAGAGAACCAAGUUGCCAUCAUCCAUCACCACGAGUUUGGCGUUGUUAUUGGCGGGGCGGGGCUUGUUGCUGCUCCAGAUCUGAGUGUCAUACUGGUUGUAAACCACAAAGACUUCGAAGCCCGCAUAGAGGCAUUAAAACCCA